CAUGGUUAUGGCUUGAGCCUAGUAUUUGGUUUGUCUGUCCACCCUGUCUUGCCUUGCCACAAGCUCUCAAAUACUCUCUCUCUCUCUCACCCUUUAUCCGAUUUAUUCUUUCUCUCUUCAAUGGCAGCAAGCCAAGAAUCUGAAAUCAAUGCGAAAACCCUAAUCGCGGCUCCAAAGAACCCAAUCACCACAGUAAGAGCUGCCCCCGACGACUUCGGGCGAGCCACGGCCAAGGUCGCGGUGGCUCAGCUAUGUGAAGCCGCAGGGUUUCACGCCGUCAAAGACUCAGCUCUUGAAUCUUUCUCCGACAUCGUAAUCCGUUACCUCAUCGAAUUCAGCAAAACGGCAAAAUUCUACGCCAACCUCGCCGGUAGAUCACAGUGCAGCGUAUUCGAUUUGAUUCGGGCAUGGGAAGAUUUAGAAGCGCCACGAGGGUUUUCAAAUGGUAUGAAGGAAAUUAUGAGUUACGCUGAAUCUAUGCCUGAAACUUCCUUUGCUCAACCGAUUCCUCAUUUUCCGGUGACCCGUGAACGGAGAAACAUUCCGAGUUUUAUACAAAUGGGUGAGACUCCGCCGUCGAAGCAUAUACCGCCAUGGUUACCAGCAUUACCUGAUCCUCAUACUUACAUUCAUACACCUGUUUGGGAUGAAAGAGUCUCCGACCCCCGUGAGGAUAAGGUUGAACAGGCUAGACAGCGUAGAAAGGCUGAGAGGUCAUUGUUGAAUUUGCAGAAGCGCUUGUUGCUCUGUAACACUAACCGUAACCGUAAUGGAUCCACAGAAACAGCAUCAGCACCAACAACAAGUGUUCCUGAUGAAGAUGUAGAUGUUGCUCCGGUUCCGGUUGUUUUGCCAUCGAAGUUACCACUUGUUGAUGGAGACCGUGUUUCAGUGUUGGAUGCUUUUGCUCCUGCAAUUGAGAUGCUAGGUGGUGGUGGUGUUUUGUGUGAUGAUGGGAUUGAAGGAGAUAAGACCGUUAUUCCUGCUGCUACUGCAAGGCCUACGGUGCAUUUCAAGUUCAAAACUGGGAAGAAGUUCAUUGGGGAGUCUUUUGAUGAUAGAAAUAAGAAGAAGGAUGCCUUGCACGCAAUAUCUUUGGUUGGGAGGGAAGAUGAAAGAGAUGAUAAGAAAAGGAGGGCUGAGUAUAUUCUCAGACAAUCUAUGGAAAACCCACAAGAGCUGACUCUCUUAUAGAUUCAGAGUCUGAAGUUAAGGGCUUGCCGAUUUUCUGGUCCUGCCAGCACCCAAUUGACCAGCUCAGUUCUAUGGUGAGCUAUAGGUUUGGAUCAGAAAGAAAGAAGGGAAGUUUGACUUAGCUGAAAGUGUUUCACAAAUGGAGCUUCCCCGGAUAAGCACCUUUCAAAAAGUGUUCAACAAAGAUUGAAAAAGCCUAACAAUAGUCAGCACAUAUACAAGUACUAGAAAGAAAUCUAUUUGUCUAGCUAUGCAUUGAAGCACCUCGCUGGGUUUGAGUAUGAUCCAAUCUUAUAGGUUAAAACAAGCAAUUGACCUUGUCUGCGUUACUGUUUAUCAAUCAGGUAAGGGAGAAGUGAUCACAAUUAAGGAAGAACGUCUUUACUGCUGCCUAUAAUGGUGGAGCUGAACAGUUUAAUGUAGUUCAACAUCGGUCACAAACUACUAAAGAGCAAAUACUUAAGUGCCCCAAACACAGCGAAUUCACCUUAGUGAAGUCAGAAUGAAUACUCUUAUGGGAAAUUGUUUAGUCUGCAAAUGAUUCCCAAGAAGACUGUAUAGAAGCAUGGUAUUGACAAUGAUCAGGAAUGCUUUUCCUCUUGUCUAUGUAGAACCUAGCUACUGUUAAAGAACAUAUGGACAAAUUGACGGAGAGUUUGAUUAUUCAUUUGAGUUGACUUUCCUCUUGGAUAAUUACCAACAGAUCCGUGUAUAGAAUACAAACUCUCGCUGGAGUAAGUUAAGCCUAUAGAAACUUUCAAACUGCUUCUGAGAUUGAGAAUAUUAAGCAUUCUGAAUUUUUGGCUGCUGCUGAAGAGCCAAACCAAACAACCAAGCGUUAUCCCACUUAGUGGGGUGGGCUGCUGCUGCUGAAGAGCGUCAUAAGAAAAUCAAAGUGCAGAGUACAGGUGACGAGCAAGAAGAGUGCAAUGUGUUUUCACCUGAAGAAGACUUUAUCAUUCAGAAUGUGCUGCCGCUGUUGCUGAAAGCUGUGAUACUGACAAGGCAAAUGAAAAUUCAGGUCCUUCUGAAAUACUAUUCGAUAUUUCUUAGAUGGAUCCAUGUAUAGAUUUUGCAAUAAAAACUCUCUCUGACAGGUGUGCCAUCCCAUUAGACACUGAUCCAGAUUCUGAUAAAUUUCUUUAGUAAAAUCGGCUCAUUGAAUACCCAAAGGACUUUGUGAGAUGGCAUUGCAAUUGCCAGUUUAGAUAACUGCAAGUUUUACUACAAUUGCAGCCAAUACUUUGUGAGUCCAGCAUUACCACACCAAAAGUUUUGGCAUAGGUUAUUACCAAAAAAAAACAUGUUUGCACAGGCGGUUCGUCUUGGCCAGACUUCUGCCAUUUGUUGAAGAUAAUUUGAAGGACUGUUUUCCAGAGAUUAUUUGACCACUUACCAAACUAUUAUUAUUUAUUAGUACUGUGAUACUGUACAAUAGAAAAGAGCUUCCUCAAAACUAAAACCUUCUUCCUUCUAUUGGAGAUGGAGUUGGAGUUGUUGAAAUGAGGAAGAACAAUUGAAUUGGUUAUGAGAUACAGUUGAUUAAGUAAUGUACUUAAGUAUUCACAAAUGUCAUGGAUCAUGAUCUCUGUAACAUUUCUCAGAUUCUCCAGAUUAACUCUUGAUAUUUUGAAUCUAACCUAGUUUUCUGAUCAGAAGAUUGUAUUUAUUUGGUGUUUUA
Lathyrus oleraceus (garden pea) is the source of this 2875-nucleotide messenger RNA. Its product is annotated as transcription initiation factor TFIID subunit 8. The transcript is spliced from 2 exons. The record is from RefSeq and is a predicted model, not a curated record. Gene Ontology annotation, cellular component: transcription factor TFIID complex. Lineage: Eukaryota; Viridiplantae; Streptophyta; Magnoliopsida; Fabales; Fabaceae. The coding region runs from base 121 to 1194 and encodes 357 amino acids. Gene Ontology annotation, molecular function: protein heterodimerization activity.